Molecule: messenger RNA, 656 nt
Organism: Arabidopsis lyrata subsp. lyrata
Lineage: Eukaryota; Viridiplantae; Streptophyta; Magnoliopsida; Brassicales; Brassicaceae
Product: egg cell-secreted protein 1.2
Exons: 1
Coding region: 228-605 (125 amino acids)
Biological process (GO): double fertilization forming a zygote and endosperm
Source: RefSeq, a predicted model, not a curated record
UCAACAAGCCAAUAUUUAAUACGUUUCCACUAGCUAUCAAAUGCUUUAAAGUUUCAUGUUUAAGUGAAACCAUUUACCGUCAAUCCUUUCCCAUUCCUCCCACUAAUCCACCUUUUAAUUACUCUUAAAUCACCACUAAGCUUCAAAUCCAUCCAAAACCACACUAUAAAAACAGAACUCUCGUAACUCAAUCAUCACAACACAACAAAACCCCAAAAUAGAGAAUAAUGGCUUCGUACACAAGUUUCCUCGUUGCCAUCGUCGCUCUUCUCCUCGUGCUCAAUAUCUCCGGCAGAACUCUCCCGGAGACGGCAGAUUCCACCAACAUAGCGGCACGGCUCAACGGAGGAGGAUUAAUGGAGUGUUGGAACGCACUGUACGAGCUCAAAUCAUGCACAAACGAAAUCGUUCUGUUCUUCCUCAACGGCGAGACCAAACUCGGCGUCGAUUGCUGUCAAGCCGUCGAAGUCAUCACCACUGAUUGUUGGCCGGCGAUGUUAACUUCUCUUGGCUUUACCUCUGAUGAAACCAACGUUCUUCGCGCCUUCUGUCAAUCUCCAAAUUCCGGUGGUUCUUCGCCGGCGCCUUCCUCGGUGAAACUUUGAUUUAUGCAAACUCCAAUAAUGGUUAUAAUAUAUAGUUUUUAAAUGAUAUAA